Molecule: messenger RNA, 1487 nt
Organism: Carlito syrichta (Philippine tarsier)
Lineage: Eukaryota; Metazoa; Chordata; Mammalia; Primates; Tarsiidae
Gene: CAVIN3
Product: caveolae associated protein 3
Exons: 2
Coding region: 434-1267 (277 amino acids)
Cellular component (GO): caveola; cytoplasm
Molecular function (GO): protein kinase C binding
Source: RefSeq, a predicted model, not a curated record
AAAGGCGGCCCCAGCCCACAGUACAGCCAGCAGCUGCCAGCACGGAGAGCUGGGCGGUCAGGGAUCAUGGGGGAGAGCGCGUUCGAGUCGGGGCCUGCGCCCGGGGCGCCGGCGGGGGGCCCCGUGCACGCCGUGACGGUGGUGACCCUGCUGGAGAAGCUGGCCUCCAUGCUGGAGACGCUGCGGGAGCGGCAGGGAGGCCUGGCUCGGAGGCAGGGAGGCCUGGCGGGCUCGGUGCGCCGCAUCCAGACCGGCCUGGACGCACUGAGCCGCAGCCACGACACCACGAGCAACACCCUGGCGCAGCUGCUGGCCAAGGCGGAGCGCGUGGGCUCGCACGCAGACGCCGCCCAGGAGCGCGCGGUGCGCCGCGCAGCCCAGGUGCAGCGGCUGGAGGCCAACCACGGGCUGCUGGUGGCGCGCGGGAAGCUCCAUGUUCUGCUCUUCAAGGUCAGUGACCUCGGGCGUCCCCCAGUCGAGGACUUUUCUCGCCUUUGGGCCACCAGGUGGGGCUCUUCUCUCCCACCCACUUACCACACCCACAUUCCUGACCGCACCCGCCGCCUGUUGCUGUGGGACGGACUUCCCGAGCCGCACCCACUUCCCACCGCCCAGCCCCGACCUCCCCCACGCGCCCGAGCCCAGCCUGGCGGAUCCAAGCCCGCCCAGCUCAAGCCACGUCCGCAGAAUUUGGUCUAAGUCCCAGCCCAUCCCCAAAAUAACGGUGGUGGAAGUCAUUCAGCGACUGCGGCCACCGCCCUCCCUGGGUCCCACACUACUUGGCAGACUUCUGCAGUCGGCCGGCAGCUCUCCCUCCCCCUACCUUCCCACGUCUCCCGCUUUCCGCCUCGCUCUGGCUGCGGAGGAGGAGGCCGAGAUCCCAGCCAGCGCCUUCCAGAAGGCACCGGAGUCCUUGGGCCCCGCGGACCAGUCCGAACUGGGCCCAGAGCAGCCAGAGGCCGAAGUUGGAGAGAGCUCGGACGAGGAACCCGCCGAGUCCCGGGCUCAGCGGCUGCGGCGCACCGGGCUGCAGAAGGUACAGAGCCUGCGAAGGGCCCUUUCGGGCCGGAAAGGCCCGGCAGCGCCGCCGCCCACGCCGGUCAAGCCGCCUCGCUUGGGGCCUGGCCGGAGUGCGGAAGAACAGCCGGAGGCUCAGCCUGCGCUGGAGCCCACUCUGGAGCCAGAGCCUGCGCAGGACACCGAGGAUGACCCCGGGAGACCCGAGGCUGCCAGAGAGGCUCCGCUCCAGAUAGAGAGUGCAGCCUGAUGGCUGGUGCUGCCUGCCUCCCUGUGCCUGUGCCGUGUCCCGAAAUAAAUCCUUUCAGAAUGCAGCACUCACGCCCUAAUAAGGAGCGAAUCCUGCAUCCACAGCCCGGCUCUGGCCCUCCCUUCCCUAUGCCUUAGGCCCAGUACCCCGUGUACUCUAAAAGAGGUGCAGUCACUCACAUCUGCUUGCGCUCACCAUUAAUAAAAGUGAUUUCAUCUGA